AUGGUUAGAAACAUUGCUCUCCCUGUUUCAUCAUUGCCAACUAAUAUUUCUUCAUAUCUGAAUACCCUACAAAGAAAUUCUCCAUGUUUCAAGCCUCUUCCAAUUAGACACCAGACACACAUCAACAGAACAAGAGCUACAUCUGCCGAUGCAGGUCAUGGCCAAUUUGCAGAAGCAAAAGAUCCAGCUGCACCUUUGUUGAACAUUCCGCACGCUGUUUGGAGGCAAACAUUGAAGCCGUUAAGGGAUUUUGGUUUCAGUGAUAGGAACAUCUGGGAAGGUGGGGUUGGACUGUUUUUAGUGUCUGGUACUGUCCUAUUUGUUCUUAGUUUGGUCUGGUUGAGGGGCUUCCAAAUAAGAUCCAAAUUCAGGAAGUACACAGUGGUGUUUCUGUUUGCUCAAGCUUGUGGCAUAAGCAAAGGAACACCUGUGAGAAUCAGAGGGGCCACUGUUGGCAAUGUCAUUGGUGUUAAUCCUUCUUUGGAGACUAUUGAAGCAAUUGUUGAGGUUUCUUUCAAUUGCAAUAUCUUAUUACUCUAG
Molecule: messenger RNA, 540 nt
Organism: Sphenostylis stenocarpa
Lineage: Eukaryota; Viridiplantae; Streptophyta; Magnoliopsida; Fabales; Fabaceae
Source: the annotation of a GenBank genome assembly